Molecule: messenger RNA, 4555 nt
Organism: Nomia melanderi (Alkali bee)
Lineage: Eukaryota; Metazoa; Arthropoda; Insecta; Hymenoptera; Halictidae
Gene: cos
Product: kinesin-like protein costa
Source: RefSeq, a predicted model, not a curated record
AAUGUAACCGCUCCUCUCGCAUUUUUGACAAGACAAUUUCAAUUAAGCUGUAGACACGUUGAAAUCCUGUAUUGUUCUUUACAAUAUAUAAAAUGGAAAGCAAAAACGCUAAUUUGUACUGCAUUAAAACACUUACGUGAAUUACGAUGUUAGAAGUCCAAAUGUAAACGUGUUUAGCGAAAUAGAGGUUAUAGUUUCACAAGUAAGACUACACAAUUAUACUUUCCGCAAGAACAUUAUUUUGCAUAAUCUGUUCCGUGGUCAUCGAAUAUCUUACAAUGUUGCAUUAGAAUUCUGCUGGUAUGUAUUUUAAGUAGAAAAGAUAAGAAACACAAGCACUCCUAAAACGAUCGUGUUGCCAGAGGUAAAGCAACUGACAAGACUCUGUUGCAACCUCUGCGGACGACCAAUCGCAACGCUUAAACUGUUCCAGAAAGGAGACUAGCAAAAAUGGCGCCAAGCUUAAGGAACCAACUAGAUUACUGUUGCUUCGAAGUCACAUUGUUUAAAAUAAUUUCUCGGGAAAUAUGUUAGCUAUUUAAAUCAAUGAAUAGAAAGUGCAUAAAUAACGAUACAGAUAUUGUUUGUACAAGCGGACAGUAUGAAGAAUCAGUUAUUCGAUUUUUUUAAUGAUUCUGCGCGAUUUCUAAAUACUUGAAACGUACUUACUCAUGGAAAAAGUGUUAGCAAAUAAAGAAUGAAGAUUAGAAGUUGAAAAUCGAAACGUCUGUUAUUAUUUAUCCAAGGUAACUGCAUAAUAUAUUUCAUAUGUAUUUUAUAUUUAUAAAUAUGUUCGAAUGUACCUGAUGUAAACAAACUCUGCACAUGCGAAUGGCUUGCAUCUGUGUAUACUUACCAACACCUAAGGCAGAUUCAAGGUAACUGCAAAUCUCGAUUGGUAGAAUGCAAUGACGACACGUGUUAGUUCACCAAUAGGAUGGAGUCUCAAUUUAGCUAGCGUUUCCCUUGGCUGUGUUUGUAUACACAUGUAGUAAGAAUCAAAUGUAGUGAAUGUACAUUGUAUGACAAUCAAGACAAUCUUUUAAAAAGCACCAACGUAUUUAAUGAACAAAGUAUUAUCAAAAUAGUCAAUAUUUUGUAGUGUAUCGUAAGUUUAUUGAUAUGAGAUAUGACCUUGUUGUUCGUUAAGAAAUGUUCUGUUCCUGGACAAAAGGGCAGAUAUAUAGUAUAGAAAUUGGUUAUGUGCAAGGUAUUCUCAACAAGAUUGAAGAGCACAAACAAAUCUAAAUGUAUCAAGAGUGAUUCUUGAACAUUGAAUCUUGACUUUACAGGUCACUUUGUAUAGAGGAAAGUGAAUUAUAUUUACUAUAUUAAAGUAUAGUAAAAAUCUGUAAAUUUCAAAUGUAUGAUUCAUUACAUAUACAUUGAUUGUAACUAAUAAUAAACCAUGGAAGAAGAAAACAUACAUAAUUUAAAUCAUGCGUAUAACGCAUUGACUUCAAGCGCAUUAAGGGAACAUAAUAAUGGCAUAGAGAAUUGGAAGAUCAUAUGUUUCUUGUAUAAAUAUUAUGAUCUAGUAUGUAGUGCAGAAAUGAUUCUCCAGAAACUAAAUGAAUGUAGUAACUUAUAUAUAAUUCAAGUUCAAAUCAAAAUGUGGUUUUAUAGUAAAUCACAAUGUCCUGUACGCAUGGAUGAUUAUGACUUUCAGUAUUUUAUAGAUGGAUUGAAAGAAAUGUUAUUGACAACAGAAGAAAAGGCUGCAAAUGAGGAAGAAAUAGGUUCUGUAGACAUUUCUGGUAGAUUAGAGGAACCUAUUUAUUCAAUGCAGAUAUGGAAUUUUAAAAUGCUUUUAGAACAUUUCCCUAAAUUAGUUCAAGAGGCUGAAGAUAUUUUUACAAGACUCAAUCGAAAUAUGUUACCUCUACAUUUGCAAGAAGAUAUUGCAGAUUGGUUUUCUUUGAAAGAAGAAUAUGAAUAUUAUAUUUUCUCUAAUAAUAAUCAGUGGUACGAGGAGACUACAAGACAGACUAUGCAAACUGUGCAAAGAACUGGUGAAAGAAAUAGGGAAACAUUACGACAAAGCUCUCCUGAUAAAGAGCAGAAAACAGCAGUAAAACAUUUUGAGCAAGAAGGAUGUAAUAAUUAUAAUAGUCAAAAUGUAGAAAAAUCAAGUAAAGUUGAAAAAGCCAUAGGUUUGGGUAAGUAUGUUAAUGUAGAAGAGGAUGAAACUGAUGGAGAUGAAGAAGAAGGAGAUGAAAAAAAUGACGAAGAAGAAGAUGAUAAUGAUGAAGAAAAAAUAGAUCCAGAUUAUUAUGAUACAGGUUCGGAGUCCCCUAAUCAAAAAUCAUUGAGACGAAUUAAAAUUGAAAAGAAUUCAGGUCUUAAACUUGUUAAAGUAGAGGAACACAGUUCUGCAAGUAAUUGCUUGACAUGUUCUGCAUGUUUGGAAAGUAAAGUAUCGGAUGAUAAAGGCGAAGGAGUAGAAGUAGAAGAAGAGGACACAGAUGAAGAUGAAUUAAGGGAAGAUGAAGAAGAACAAGAAGAAAAUGAUGAUAUUGAUGAUGAAGAAGAAGAUGAAGAUGACUAUGUUACACGUUUAGAUAAUUCAGUUUUUCAAGAAAAAUUAAAUGAAUAUAUGAAACAGUUUAAAAUACAGACAGAUGAUAUUAUUAAAAUAGAAACAUAUGAUAUUAUUAAAGCAGGAAGUCAUGACGAUACGUCUGAGUCUAUAGUAAAGCCUGUCGCAGUUAGACGUAGAAAUUCUAGAAGAAACUCAAUUCUUCCAGGAUCUGAAAUGUGUAAUGAAAUAUUAGCUUUUAAUAAUAAUUUGAAAUCUAAUCAAAACCAAAUGAUGAAUAAUAAAAUACUAGAAUUUCCUGGUAGUGAGAUUGUACAUGACUGUACUCCUGAACCAAUUAUGGAACAGAAUCCCUCCAAAAGUAAAAAUAAUUCUACAGACUUGUUAAUCGAUGUUCUUGAAACAAAGAAAUUACCAGAACCCAUAAAAGAACUGAAAAUUUUGAUGUCAAAUAAUGAUGCAAAGCAAACUCAGAUGAAAAAGAUUCAAUUAAGUUUGGAUGAGGCUCAAAAACAUAUGAAAGAGCUUAAAUCAACUGCCAAGAUUAGACUUUUCAUGAUGGAGGAUUUAGCAAAGAAUGAAAAUACACUUGCUAAGGCCACAGCAAAAUUCCAACAUAAACGAACUGAAUUAGAAAAAAGAUGUUCUCAAACCGAAUCAAAAAUAUCCGAAGUAAAAUCAAGACCUGAUUAUGACUUCUUUUUCAAGAAACCUCUCCUAAAAAAGAAGAUCGAAUUGUAUAGAAAUAGAACUGUUUAUUAUAAAAAUCGAUUAAGGGACAUAGCGAUGAUACAUCAGACAGCACUUGAAUCAUUUAAGAACAGCACGAAAAUUUGGCAGUCGCUGAAUGCUUCUACAGAGGAAAUGAUCAAUUUGAAAAGGCAGUUGAUAACAGAAGUAGAACGGAAACAACAGUUAGAAGAAGAACUCGCAGAAGAUCAGAAAAAAAUUCACGAAUUAGAAGAAAAGUACAAUUUGACUGCUUCUAAAUUAAAAGAGAUACAAUCAGACAGUGAGGAUGCAAAAAUUAAUGAUAAAUUGAAAAGUAAUUAUCCCGAUAAGAAAAAAAAUUUAUUAGAUGUCAGUGCAAGAAUAACACAUCUUGAUACUGUUUUAAAAGAAAAAUCUAUAGAUUUGGAAAGGACCGCAGAUAUAGAUGAGAAGGAAGCUCUACGUAACGAAAUCCAAAACUUAAGACGAACCAGGGAUUGUUUGGUUGAUGAAAAAUGUGAUCUUGAUGAGAAAUUUCAGAAAGAGAAAGCCUUGUCGACUGUAGAAGAACGAAAAUUAUUAGAGUGUGGGGAAACUAUCGAAGCUAUCGAUGCUAUGAUUGAACAUAAGAAUGAAAUGAUAUGCGGUAGAAAAGGUUUCGACGAAAAUCAAGCACAACGAGAGAAAGGAGAGAGAAUGUUGAUGGAGAGACUAGCGAAGUUAUCGGAGGGGGAAAUGAAAACAUUAUUUUAUAAGUAUUUCUUAAAAGUAAUUGAUUUAAAAGAAAGCUCGAAGAAUCUUGAAGUACAAGUUGCCGAAUUAGAAAGUCACAUAGAAACUCAAAAAUGGGAAAUACAAACUCUUACUAAUGCAUUAAAACAGACAAAAUUAGAAGCUGAAAGAAGAAUCGUUUUAAUGCAAAGGAAAUAUGAGCAGAAAUUGCUUGCUAUGUAUAGACAUAUUGGAGAAGAAACAAGCAGUUCUGGACCUGAAACGUUAGACACGGAUACUGAACUUGCUAGACAUAUAGAAGAAAAUGAAAAUUAUCCAUAUCCAGUUAGGAUACCACCACCAGCCAAUGCAGUUCAAAGACCAACAACCAAAGUAACUAAAGAACGAAAUAAAUUGAUUAUUCAGAAAACUACUGGCCGUGAUAAAAGACGAAAAUAAGUCCUCCUGUAUUCCUUUCAUAUUUAUUAUUUUUUAUUAUUGCUCUUAAUCUUGUAGAACUCAAAAUUAUGUUAAGAGUUGCAAUUUAAUUUGUUGUAAUAGUAUGUUAAUAAUUCUGUACACUUUUGAAUAAUA